AUGAGGUCGAUUAACUACCAGGGACAUGCUGAGAAGUUGGGGUUCUCGGGUCUUACGGUACCCUCCUUGUUACACACGGUUUUCCAGUGGGUUUUAUCGCCAUCUCACAGCCCAAGACUCAAUAUCAUCAUCAAAUUAAUCUUCCAAGCUGUGUUGUAUUUCUUAUGGAAAGAGAAGAAUUCAAGACUUCACAACUCGGUCCCUCAGUACGCCCAAUCAAUUGUUAAGGACAUUCAACAGCUUAUUCGGGCUAAGUUGUCGGGUCUUGAUAGUGAUCUUUAUCGAUCACAAGCUCCCUCUGUUCCAGGGACAUCCGUAGAGAGUUAUCUUUUCACCUGGUUUCACUAUAUUCAAGUGUGA
Arabis nemorensis is the source of this 360-nucleotide messenger RNA. The record is from the annotation of a GenBank genome assembly. NCBI's taxonomy places the organism in Eukaryota, Viridiplantae, Streptophyta, Magnoliopsida, Brassicales, Brassicaceae.